Panicum hallii is the source of this 1629-nucleotide messenger RNA. RefSeq lists its product as uncharacterized. NCBI's taxonomy places the organism in Eukaryota, Viridiplantae, Streptophyta, Magnoliopsida, Poales, Poaceae. The record is from RefSeq and is a predicted model, not a curated record. The coding region runs from base 54 to 1373 and encodes 439 amino acids. The transcript is spliced from 2 exons.
AAGCAGCGCGAGCGGGCGAGCCGAGAGAGCUCGCGAUCGCCCGCCAGGCCGCCAUGGACCCCUGCGCGUUCGUGCGCCUCACCGUGGACCAGCUCCUCCUCAAGCUCCCCGCCGUGCCGCGCCCCAGCUCCGGCGCCGGGGUGCACCCCUCCACCUCCCCCUGCUUCUGCACGCUCAGCCUGCAGGACCACCCGGCCUCGCCCCCCCGCACCGCGCUGCUGCCGCUCGCCGGCGCCUCGGGCGCCGCCGCGGCGCACGCCGACCCCGUCGUGCUCAGCCUCGACGCCGACGCCGUGCGGAGGCUCUCCGCGCGCCCCGCCGAGCUCGUCGUGUCCGUGCACGCGGGCCAGACGGGGACCACCUGCGGCGUGAGCGCGGCCCGCGCGCUGGGCCGGGUGCGGGUGCCCGUCGACGUGGCGCGCGCCGCGGCCGGGGAGACCGUCGUCGCCCGCGACGGCUGGGUCGACGUGGGGAAGCCGGGGUCCGCGCCGGCGCCGUCCUCCGCGCGCGCGCAGAUCCACAUGGUCGUGCGGGCCGAGCCCGACCCGCGCUACGUCUUCCAGUUCGGCGGCGAGCCGGAGUGCGGGCCCGUCGUGUACCAGGUGCCCGGGGGAGCCGGCGGCGGCGGCCAGCGGCAGCCGGUCUUCACCUGCCGGUUCAGCGCCGGACGGAGGGCAUCCAGGAGCAGAUCGCUGACGCCGCAGUCGUCCAUGACCCGGAGCGCCAGCCGGAGGCUGCGGUCCUGGCUCAGCAGCACCCUCCACGGCGACGGCCGCCGCGACGGCUCGCGCGAGCAGCGCAAGGGGUGGACGGUGACCAUCCACGACCUGUCGGGCUCCCCCGUGGCGGCGGCGUCCAUGGUGACGCCGUUCGUGCCGUCCCCGGGCUCCGGCCGCGUCUCCCGCGCCAACCCGGGCUCCUGGCUCAUCCUCCAGGCCACGGGCGCCGGGCCGUCCAGCUGGAAGCCCUGGGCGCGCCUCGAGGCGUGGCGCGAGCGCGGCCCCGUCGACGCGCUCGGCUACCGGCUCGAGCUGGUCUUCGACUCGGGGCCCCACGAGUGCGCCGUCCCCAUCGCCGAGUCGUCCAUCAGCACCAGGCGCGGCGGGCAGUUCGUGAUCGACCCGGCCACGUUCCCGGAGGCCGCCGCCGGCGCCGCGUGGCCGUUCGCCGGCGGCUUCGUCAUGGGAUCCACGGUGGAGGGCGAGGGGCGCGCGAGCCGGCCCACCGUGCAGGUCGGCGUGCAGCACGUGACGUGCAUGGGCGACGUCGCGUUGUUCGUGGCGCUAUCCGCGGCCGUCGAUCUCUGCAUGGACGCCUGCAAGCUCUUCUCGCAGCGGCUCAGGAAGGAGCUGUGCCAGGACCAGGACGAGUGAGAAGCCAAAGAGACCGAGGACCCGACCGGACCCGAGGGGUGUGUAUUAGUAGUGCUCUUGGGUCUGGCUUUUGUGCUGUGGAUUGAUUGUACGGUGCGUGUGGUUAAGGUAGUCCAUUAGCUAUUUUGUCUUGUGGAGCUGAAGGCCCUGUGGCUGUUUUUAGUGUAGGCUGGGUCGGAUCACAAGAACAGAACGGGGUGUGUUCAUUCCCUUUAUUCUUUCAUUACAGCAUUCAAUUCUUUCCAUUCUUUCUACA